AUGGGGGCUCGGAUGAAAAUGAUCUCAGAGCCCACUAACUAUAAAAUCCUGUAUCCGUGGUUAGGUGUUGCAGAUGUGUAUAAGAGACAGGAUUUGGAGCGUGGACAGACAGAUAUCUUCAACGUCAAAGGUAUAAGCAGUGACUUUGGCGACGUGGCUGCCAUAGAUAUCUGUAAUAAGGGUAAAGACCGAGUCAAAGAUGAUUGGUUUGCCGAGUGGGUGUCCGUUGUUAAGGGAGAUGAAGAUCUAUUUCAGUUUCCUCUAAACCGGUGGAUACGAGCGGCUGAUGGCAAGUUAAGAUUUCAGCGAAACGAUAGUUGUCUUCCGCAGUUCUCUACGGAAAAGGAACAACGAGAAAAAGAGCUUGCUGCUAAACGGCAGCUGUAUCAGUUUUCCACUGACGACGCCAUUACCAUUCCUCGCCAGGUGAAGAUGUUACCCCCAGACGAAAAAUUCCACCCUGAAUACGAUAAUUGGAAAGAAAGUACGUUAAAAAACCUCAAAUUACAAGUUCUCCUCAUCAAACACACAACGAAAGAGUCCCUUGACAUCAGCCAACUUCAAGACCUUUACAAGUUCGGUUUCGACGUACCACGGGGUGUUGACAACUGGGAGUCUGAUAAACAUUUUGGUAACAACCUGAUGAAUGGUACAAAUCCUUACCGUAUUACACUGUGUAAAGAAAUACCUAAGAAGCUGGCCGUCACCGAGGAAAUGCUAGAACCGUCGUUGUGUGGAUUAACUAGUUCGGAAGCAAUUGAUCAGAAUCGGCUUUUCUACAUUGAUUACAAAGACCUCGAAGGAAUCCCUGAGAUAACCUGCCCGAUCGCUUUGUUUUUCGUGGAUGAUGACGAUGAUCUUAUGCCUGUUGCCAUUCAACUUGAACAAGAGCCAGCAGACGAUAACCCAGUUUUCCUCCCAACCGAUAAUAAGUACACAUGGAUACUUGCCAAGAUGUGGUUUAACAUGGCCGAUGCCUCUUUUCAUGAAGCAUGUUCACAUUUGUGUUACACUCACUUAGUAACUGCGUCGUCGGGCGUGGCUUUCCAUCGGAACCUCUCUCCCUCUCAUCCACUCUACCGACUUAUGUUGCCUCAUUAUAAGAAUGUUAUGGCAAUAAACGACUUUGGAUUUGAGAGACUUCUGAUGGAAGGUGGGGCAUUCGAUCGUCUCUUCAAGAUGAAACUAAAAGGCAGUAUGACGCUGAUGGCGAAGGCUUUCAAAAAUGAGUGGAGCUUCGACCGUGAUGCAAUGUAUCCUAAUCAGAUAAAACACAGGGGAGUCGAAGAUCCAAAAAUAUUGCCUAAAUAUUACUAUAGAAAUGAUGCUCUUUUGUACUGGGACGCCAUUGUAAAAUACGUUUCAGGCAUCGUCAAUGCUCAUUAUGAUGAGCCAAAGAAAAUCGAAGAUGAUUGGGAGCUACAGAAUUUUGCAACUGCUCUGCAUUCCCCAGACGGCUGUGACUUCAGGGGACUUCCAGGUGAUGGGAAGUUUACAGAUAAACAACAGGUCAUUGAAGUGGUAGCAACGAUAAUCUUCAACCUGAGUGUACAGCACGCUGCCGUGAACUUUGGCCAGUAUGACCAACAUGCUUUCCCACUUAUGUAUAGUGGAUACGUUUCAGGUGAUAGACCCCGUGACAAAAGAAACCGUACUGAGGAGGAUAUUAUCGACGCACUGCCGCCAAAGAUAUUAACCUUGGGGACACUGGUUAUUAUGAAGUUUCUUAGCCUUCGUAACACGAGCCCUUUAGGGGAGAUUGAAUCGCCCUGCAUGUACGAUGAAGUCGGAGUUACUGCACACGCUCAAUUUCGUCGUGACCUCAAGAAAAUCGGGCAUGCGAUCGAGGAGCGCAACCGACGGCGCGAUAUUCCUUACACAGUUCUGCUCCCAUGCAACGUUCCAAACGACACCAGCAUCUGAGAAGACACUAAAUAAGUCAACGGUGGUGUUGGUGUGAUUUUUUUGGGCAAUGAGCUGACUAUGGAUAACUCAGUAAAAAUAUUAAUAGAAAUGUGAUAUCACUAAAAGAUGGAACGUUUGUGAAUAUAAAAUAUAACACUUUGCCUAUACUAAUUAAUAAUCAAUUAUUAAAAAAUAUAUUGCUUGUACAAAAAAAAAUUUGGC
This is a messenger RNA of Anneissia japonica, 2127 nucleotides long. RefSeq names its product arachidonate 5-lipoxygenase-like. Gene Ontology annotation, biological process: arachidonate metabolic process; hepoxilin biosynthetic process; lipoxygenase pathway. The record is from RefSeq and is a predicted model, not a curated record. Gene Ontology annotation, molecular function: oxidoreductase activity, acting on single donors with incorporation of molecular oxygen, incorporation of two atoms of oxygen; protein binding; metal ion binding. The coding region runs from base 1 to 1923 and encodes 640 amino acids. The transcript is spliced from 14 exons. NCBI's taxonomy places the organism in Eukaryota, Metazoa, Echinodermata, Crinoidea, Comatulida, Comatulidae.